AUGGGAAGAGUAAGAACUAAAACUGUAAAAAGAGCAGCAAAAUCAUUAAUAGAACAUUAUUUUUCAAAAAUGACUAAUGAUUUUCAUUUCAAUAAAAAAAUCCUCUCUGAAGUCGCCCAAGUCCCUUCCAAAAGACUAAGAAAUAAAAUUGCAGGUUUUGCAACACAUUUAAUGAAGAGAAUAUAAAAAGGACCAGUUAGAGGUAUCUCCUUGAAAGUAUAAGAGGAAGAAAGAGAAAGAAGACUUGAUUUUGUGCCUGAAAAUUCAGCAAUUAAUGUUGAAUAAGUAAUAAUUGAUAAUGAUACUAGAGAAAUGCUAAAAAAAAUCGGUUUUUCUAACCUUCCUGGAUUAGUUAAUCAAAGAAGAUAAUGA
Molecule: messenger RNA, 372 nt
Organism: Ichthyophthirius multifiliis
Lineage: Eukaryota; Ciliophora; Oligohymenophorea; Hymenostomatida
Exons: 1
Biological process (GO): translation
Cellular component (GO): ribosome
Molecular function (GO): structural constituent of ribosome
Source: RefSeq, a predicted model, not a curated record